AUGCAUGACCAAAAACCAUUACCACCAUUAAAUGAAAAUGAUAAAAAAGCAAUGGAACAAUUUGGUUUACCAGGUAAUGAUAUAAUGGUACCAUUUAUAUCAUUAACAAAUAAUGGAAAUAAUAAUAACAAUAAUAAUAAUAAUAAUAACAAUAAUAAUAUGAUGGGACCAAGACAAUAUAGUUUUUUAACCAAAUUGUGGGUUCGUAUUAUUCCAUAUGUACCAGUAUCAUGGUUAUUAAGACCAAAUGAAUCUUAUAGAAUCCUUUCAACCAUUGACCCAUUAGAACCAACUUUAAUAUCAACCUCUUCAAAUUUUAAAGAUAUUCAACAUCAUUGGAACCUUAUCGAUAAAGAACUCUAUAAUAGUUUAAAGGUCUUACCAACAACCUUUGAGAAAAAUCAUCGUUUAGAUUCUUUCUUAAAUAUUAAACUUCAUUCUUUUCCAACUCGUCCUGUAAAUAAAUAA
This is a messenger RNA of Dictyostelium discoideum AX4, 468 nucleotides long. RefSeq lists its product as hypothetical. Lineage: Eukaryota; Evosea; Eumycetozoa; Dictyosteliales; Dictyosteliaceae. The transcript has a single exon. The coding region runs from base 1 to 468 and encodes 155 amino acids. The record is from RefSeq and is a predicted model, not a curated record.